Molecule: messenger RNA, 2402 nt
Organism: Mya arenaria
Lineage: Eukaryota; Metazoa; Mollusca; Bivalvia; Myida; Myidae
Product: heat shock 70 kDa protein 12A-like
Exons: 7
Coding region: 78-1814 (578 amino acids)
Molecular function (GO): ATP binding; ATP-dependent protein folding chaperone
Source: RefSeq, a predicted model, not a curated record
CGACGUCACAAGCAUAAACCCGUUUCCACAUAUCCAAACAAAUACUAUUUCGAAAGUGGAUAUAGUAAAGAGAAGCAAUGGGGUCGAAUGUUUUGUUGGUGGCCAGUAUCGACUUUGGGACAACUUUCUCGGGCUGGGCCUUCUCAUUUAAGCACGAGUAUGAGCGCGAUCCUCUCAAAGUCUUCGCUAAACAGUGGACUGGAGGACAUGUGUCACUUAAAGCGCCCACAUGUGCGUUGAUUCGCCCUGAUGGCCAAAGUCUUGAAGCGUUCGGUUACGAUGCGGAAGACCGGUACACUGAACUGGCUUCUGAGGAUAAACACCGUCCUUGGUACUUCUUCAAACGUUUCAAGAUGAUGUUAUUCGAUAAAAUGGAACUUCACAGAGGCACGGAAAUUGAAGACGUACUCGGAAAGAAACUUACCGCAAAGACUGUUUUCGCUCUAUGUAUACGUCAUCUAAAAGAGGAUGCCGAGAAGGUGAUGCAGCAGCGCAUCACAGGAUCUGCAAUAAAAGACGAGGAAGUAUUGUGGGUUCUCACAGUACCGGCUAUUUGGAAUGACCCUUCAAAGCAAUUCAUGCGGGAAGCGGCCGAAGAGGCUGGCAUCCUCCGAUGUGGUUUAUUGAUUGCCCUCGAGCCUGAGUCAGCGUCUAUAUAUUGUCGCCACCUACCGGCAGAAAUGUGUCGGGGGACAAGUGUGUCUGUCACUACAUUCGAACCCGGGACAAAAUACAUGGUGCUCGAUGCAGGAGGAGGAACGGUUGAUAUUACGGUGCAUGAGGUACUUUAUAACGGCGGUUUGAUUGAGCUCCACAAAGCUAGUGGGGGCGCGUGGGGCGGUAUAAAAGUCGAUGAAGCCUACGAAAAAUUCUUAGACGAAGUUACCGGAAGCAAGGAUGUCCUUAAACAAUUUAAGGAAAAGCACAUGGAAAAUUAUGUCGAUCUGAUCCGAGACUUCGAGAUUAAGAAAAGAGAUAUAUCCACGACAGGAAAGUCUAAUUUCAGACUGCCGUCAGCGUUGCUUGAUUUGGUAAAAGAAAUAACAGGAAAAACUAUUAAAGAAACGAUUGUUCAAUCUGUCUACAAGGAAUCAGUCUCUUUCAUCGGCGACAAGCUAAGGGUAGAAUCUAAAAUCGCGAUGAAGUUUUUCGACGUUUCGAUCGACAGCAUUAUUGCUCACGUGUCAUCUUUGAUCCAAAAGCCUACUGUUUCCGGUUGCAGUGUAAUUGUAAUGGUAGGUGGUUUCUCCGAGAGCACCCUUCUCCAGGAUAGAAUUCGAUCGAAGUUUUCUACUAUGGAUGUAAUUUCGCCGAACGAAGCAGGGACAGUCGUUCUCAAAGGCGCCGUCAUAUUCGGUCACAAUCCGGGCGCUAUUGCACAGCGAGUUCUCAAAAUCACGUAUGGCCAAGAAAUGACGCACGUCACUAAAGAUGAAUGUAUUCACGAUCAUCCCGAAGCAGAUCGAGAGAGGGAUGACAAUGGUCAAAUGCGAUGCUUAAACCUCGUUGAUAUACAUGCAAGGGCUGGUCAAGCAGUUACAGAGGGUCAAGAGCAGCCUGAACAGGUCUAUACGCCGGUGUACGACGACCAAACCGAACUGGAAUGUUCAAUUCUUACGAGCGAUAUCGGGAAUCCCAUAUACGCCACGGAUUGCCAGGAAAUCGGCAAGUGGUCUUUCCCAAUCACCGACACAUCACUUGGUCGAAAGAGGGAAUUUGGAGUUACCUUUAUGUUUGGAGGAACAGAGGUUGUUGUGAAAGUUGUCGACAAGGUUUCUAAGGCGGAAAGGAAAAUCCAUCUAGACUGUUUGUAAAGAGAUAGACAUGAAUACAUUCAACCAACUAGAAAUGAGUCUGAUUGGAUUGGUGAACACUAUGGUACACAUAAAUAUAUGUAUACUUAUUUUGAACAUUUACCAUAUAGAAAAGAUGCCCAAAUAGCACAAGGCUCAUUUUGCUCCAUAUGGUCCGUUAUUCAAAUAAUGAAGUUGUUUAUUAUUUAAUUAUAUGUGGAAGUUGUUUUCAUUUAUGGUUAACUAUUGUUGCAGAAUGAUGUUUGAGAACACUGAAACAAUUGACAACAUAAAGUUGUAAGAUGGAAGAAAUUAGAUAUUAUAAUCCAUGUACAUCACAACGUCGUAGAACGCUGCAUCAGCGUCAAUCGAUAAAGGCCUCAGACAAUAUCGUAUUUAGUAGCAUAUAUUUGUAACGUUCUACAGAACAUUGAAGAGUCUUGCGUGAGGAAACAAUGCCUUUAAUUUUCUGUAGAACGAUAGGUUAUAUAUUGUAUAGUGGAAGUUAUUAUUUGUGGACCAAUCAGAAUUCCUUCUUCAACAGUUUCACUGCAGUCUAUUAUUGGUCCACAAUUAAGUGCAUGUACUAAAUAAAACAUGUGUAUUUAA